This is a messenger RNA of Sinocyclocheilus rhinocerous, 10262 nucleotides long. RefSeq names its product protocadherin-16-like. The record is from RefSeq and is a predicted model, not a curated record. NCBI's taxonomy places the organism in Eukaryota, Metazoa, Chordata, Actinopteri, Cypriniformes, Cyprinidae. Gene Ontology annotation, cellular component: plasma membrane. The transcript has 21 exons. Gene Ontology annotation, molecular function: calcium ion binding. The coding region runs from base 356 to 10000 and encodes 3214 amino acids. Gene Ontology annotation, biological process: homophilic cell-cell adhesion.
UCCAGGAGGUUGAGAGCGUGUGUUGGAAGUGUGGAUUCUAGAGUUGGAUGCUGUUGUCGAUGCUGACGGACUGAUUUCAUCCUGUCUGCUGCGCUCAGUUUGGAGUCCUUUUGAAUUGGCGCAGCGUAUUCUGAACUUGACAACAACGGGAAAAUACAGAAAACUGGAAAUCUACUAGUGGAAGUUGCUGUGGUACGCGAAAGAUAACUUGUAGGAAGAUGGAUAUAAUCUAAAAGGGAUUUUUCUGAUACGACAUUUCAUUUUUGGCUGGUUUUACUGACGUUACGUUGGCACAGACCGGAUCGCUAUCACUGAAAAGCAAGAACAGAUGAGUGUUUUGUAAGAAGAAUAUUCAAUGAAUAGUAAAGGAAGGACGAUUAUGGAUCCGUUGCAUCAAAACAGGGCUUGGUGGUGGAUAUUGGUGAUCCACUAUGUGGCGCUACAACUCAUGACCAUCCACUCAUCCAUGGUGCCAGGAACGUUGCAGCUCCAGCUAGAUGAGGAACAGCCAGCAGGAACUGUAGUAGGUGACAUUAGUGCUGGCCUCCCACCUGACAUGACUGCAACCCAUUAUUUCAUCUCAGAUCAUCAGGGUACAGGUGUCGGCACCGAUCUGGACAUCGAUGAGAGUACAGGGAUCAUAAAAACCGCAAAGGUCUUGGACCGGGAAGUACGGGACCGUUACAGCUUCAUAGCAGUCACCAUAACCGGAAUAACCGUAGAAGUCACCAUCUUAGUAAAUGACAUCAACGACCACGCUCCAGUGUUCCCAAGAAAAAGAGCCAUGUUUAAGAUUCCAGAACAGACAACCAUUGGCACCAAGUUUCCUCUUGAGCCUGCUUUGGAUGCAGAUGAGGGCCAGCUCACUACGCAAGGCUACAUCAUAACGGAUGGAAAUGUAGGACAAGCUUUUCUUCUUGAAACCAAACGAGGAUCCAACAAAGUGCUCUACUUGGAUUUGGUAGUCAAUGCAGUUUUGGACAGAGAGACCAGAUCUUCGUACACUCUGCUCCUGGAAGCAUUUGAUGGUGGUUCACCCAAGAGGACUGGACAAAUGAUCCUGGAUUUGAUUGUGCAGGACAUCAAUGACAACGCCCCAGUCUUCAACCAGAGUCGCUACCAUGCAGUGAUCUCAGAGAACCUUCAACCUGGGAACAAUAUACUGCAGGUGUUUGCUUCAGAUGCUGAUGAAGGCGACAAUGGGUUGGUGCUCUACGACAUCAACAGGAGACAGAGUGAUCCUGAUCGCUACUUUGUCAUUGACACUCGAACUGGAGUUAUCACUCUGAACAAGCCUUUGGAUUUCGAGAUGAGAAGAGUUCACGAGCUUGUGGUACAGGCUCGGGACAAUGCCAGUCAACCAGAGGUCACCAAUGCUUUUGUGACCAUCCAGGUGCGAGACUACAAUGACAACCAGCCCACCAUGACCAUCAUCUUCCUCAGUGAGGAUGGUUCUCCACGCAUCUCUGAAGGAGCGCAGCCUGGCCAGUACGUGGCUAGGAUUUCAGUCACGGACCCUGAUUAUGGAGAAUAUGCCAAUGUGAAUGUGUCUUUGGAAGGGGGUGAUGGAAAGUUUGCUUUGACCACCAAAGAUAGCAUCAUCUAUCUCAUCUGUGUAGAUCAGAUCCUUGAUCGUGAAGAGCAAGACCAUUAUGAACUCAGAGUCUUGGCCACAGAUUCUGGCACUCCUCCAUUACGGGCAGAGUCUUCAUUUACCAUUCAGGUCACGGACGUUAACGACAACCCGCCUUUGUUUGACCAGCCAGAAUACAUCCAGGUUAUUCCAGAGGUUGCCUUUCCGGGAAGUUUUGUUGUACAGGUUACAGCACGGGACAAAGACCAGGGACCCAACGGAGAUGUUCAGUACAGCAUCCUACAGAACGAAGAAACUCAUUCAGACUGGUUCAGUGUUGACGCAGUCACUGGUAUCGUCACCACCUUGACCCAGCUUGAUUACGAAACGGACCCUAUGCCGAGUGUAACUGUGGUUGCUGCCGACAGAGGACGACCACCUUUAUCUUCUACAGCUGUGGUCAAAGUGAUCCUACAGGAUAUUAAUGAUAAUGAACCUGUGUUUGGCAGCAAGUUCUACAAUGCAUCCAUUAAGGAGAACACCGCAGCAGGGACCUGUUUCAUGGAGGUUACAGCUACUGAUGCGGAUGGUGGCUCUUUUGGCUCCAUCUCCUACUCUCUGGGCUCUGGUCCAGGCAGUGUGACCCCGUCUCAGUUCACCGUUGGCAAGCACAAUGGACAGAUCUGUACUACCACCAGCUUGGAUCGUGACCAGGGACCAACCAACUACGACUUCACCGUCACAGCUGUGGAUGGGGGUGGACUGAGUUCAGUGGCCUAUGUGCGUGUGGACCUGAUAGACAUAAAUGACAAUCGACCAGCGUUCUACCCUCUGAACUAUGCAGUGAGCCUGAGUACGCAGAGCACCCCAGGAACCUCCGUCCUGAAGGUGACUGCUCACGAUCCAGAUACAGGAGAUAACGGCAAAGUGACAUAUCGUACUGUACCUGGAGGGAGCUCACCUUUCUUCACCCUCAACAAAGAUACUGGAGUGAUUUCACUGUCACGCGCUCUACAUGGAAAGGCAAACUCAGUCAUUACGAUGGUGGUCUCAGCCCAAGAUGGUGGGGGCCUUACUGCUCCAGUCAAUGCCAGGGUCAACAUCAGCAUAGUGGCAGGACUGGUCGCCCCCCCUGUGUUUGAGCAAGCUCAGUACUUCUUCGUGGUCUCUGAGGAUGCCCUGCGUGGAACACAAGUUGGCGUUGUGCGGGCCAGCACUAAGAACGGUGUCUCGAAGGAUAUCUCCUACACUAUUAGUUCUGGUGACCCCACGGGCUACUUCACUAUUGAUUCGGAGACUGGGGCUUUGAGAACGAGCUUGCCUCUGGAUCACGAGGCCCAACCCAGCUUGAAUCUGGAAGUCCAGGCGCACUGCGGUAACCCCCCGGCCUUUGGCCAGACUAGGGUACGAAUUACAGUGUCUGACGUCAACGACAAUGCGCCCGUCUUCUUGCCCUCAUCUUCCGAGUCACUGAUUCUACCUGAAGACACCCGGAUGGGUACAGUGGUGUAUAAGGUCCAAGCAGAAGAUCAUGAUUCUGGACCCAAUGGUCUUCUGAGUUUUGACCUGUUCACCGGCGGUGCCCAGAGAACCUUCAGCAUUGAUCGCAACAGUGGACAAAUCCGCCUGAUUGGCAGUUUGUCGUACGAGACCAUGCCUCGCUAUGACCUGCAGGUGAUUGCUAAAGAUAGCGGAGCACCUCAGCUAAGUUCUACCUUCACCCUGGUCAUCCACGUGCAAGCAGAGAAUGGCCAAGGCCCUGUGUUCGAUAGUCUCACGUACCGAGUAGAACUGAAGGAAAGCACACCUCUCAACACUCGCUUCCUGCAGGUACGAGCUGUAAACCGAGAUGGUGGCAUCACCCCUGGGCCGUCUUCUACGUCUUCCGCCCCACUAGCCUACCACCUGCACCCAGACGGUGACGCUGCAGGGUUUGGCAUUGUGUCUGACAGCGGCUGGCUGUUCGUGAAAAGUGCCCUGGACAGAGAAGCCAAGGAGAUGUACCUGCUCACUGUACUGGCCACAUCAGGCAACGGACAGCUGAAGAAGACGGGUAGCGCUACAGUGCGCGUGUCAGUGAUGGAUGAAAAUGACAACACCCCUCGGUUUAUCCAAGAGAGAGCGUUCCUGGCAGUGCGCGAGAACUUGCCGGCAGGCACUGGCUUCGGCCGGGUGUCUGCCAGCGAUCGGGAUGCUGGUCUCAACGGUCGGCUGAGCUACCGCCUGCUCCAUCUGAAUCGCCACUUCCAAAUCAACUCCCACACAGGUGAGAUAAGCACAAAACUUUCCCUCGACCGUGAACUUCAGUCCAGCUACCAGCUCAUGGUGGUGGCUCAGGAUGGAGGGAACCCUCCCCGCAGUGCUACAGGCACUGCUUUCAUCGCGGUUCUGGAUGAGAAUGAUAAUGCGCCCUCCUUCAGCCAUGCAGGAAGAGAGCUCUUGCUGCAGGCGUUAGAAGGUCAGCCAUCUGGAUUUCUUCUGGGAACCAUUCAUGCAAAAGACCCUGAUGAAGGAGAAAAUGGAACUAUUUUCUACUCCAUGUCUGGUCCCAGAGCCGAACGUUUCACACUGAACCCAAACACCGGAGAGCUGCGCUCCUCUUCCCCUUUGAGCCAUUCAGAGCGUCCUGAGUAUAAUUUCAUCGUUCUGGCUUCGGACCGAGGUUCACCUCCUCAGAGCUCCACCAUAACAUUGAAAAUUGAGAAGACUUGGCCUCAAGAAUCUCGUUACUGCCAAUAUACUAAUCACCCUGUAAUGAUUCCAAUAACGUUGAAUUCAGUAGAGGGAGCUAAACCCGGCUCAAUCGUGGGAUCUGUUCGUUCACCUGAUUCUCAGACUCUUCCUGAAGUAGGCCAGGUCACGUAUACUGUGGUGGGAGGCACCGACUGCGACGGCACCUUUGUGGUAGACCGCCAGACGGGUGAUGUUUACCUGGCCCGUGAGCUUGAUUUCGAAAAAGCUCCUCGAUACACUCUCCAGAUUGAGGUUGAUGACUUCUCCAUGCCUCUCCCUAAAAGUCACUUUGUUACAUUGGUAAUCGAUGUCCAGGACAGCAACGAUCAUGCUCCCGAGUUUCCCGAAGACCCCAUUAUCAUAGUCGUCCCUGAGAACACCGAUCCUGGAUCAUCUAUCUACACCUUCCAGGCCAUUGAUAAAGACGGAAGCGGACCCAACAGUGAAGUACACUACUCCAUCCUGCAGCAGUGGCCAAACGUUCCAGAUCUCCUGUUCCUGGAUCCAACCACAGGAGUUCUUUCUCUGGGAAUGAUGUUGGAUCAUGAGAGGACCUCUUCACUACUCUUGGUGGUUCAGGCGAUGGAUUCGGCCCCCGAUGUCGGUCAGCGGCGCCGUGGGACGGUCACAGCCCGCAUAUUUGUCACUGACGUGAAUGAUAACGACCCUGUGUUCAUCUCACCGUCUGUGGUGAGUGUGAUGGAGGACCAGCCUGUGGGCUUUGUUGUGGUCUAUGUCAUGGCUGCAGAUGCAGACCAGGGAGAGAACGGACGUGUGACGUAUCGUAUCCAGAGCGGCAACACUGGAGGAAAAUUCAGCCUUAACCCAGAUACAGGGUCUUUGUCUAUUCUUAGACCAAUUGACCGUGAAGAGCAAGACCUCUACAACCUGACCAUAGUGGCAGAAGACCACGGUUUACAACAGCACAGCAGCUCCCAGUUACUGUCAAUCCAGGUGAUUGACGUAAAUGAUGAGGUGCCAUACUUUGAGGAAAGUGAAUAUGAAGCUUUUAUUGCAGAGAAUCAGCCUCCAGGAACUACUGUGCUUGUGGUUUCAGCUUCUGAUUUGGACCAAGGGACCAAUGGAAUUGUGACAUAUGGAAGUAUUGUAGGAGAUGAUUUCAGUAUUCAACCGGUGACAGGAGUCAUAACAACCACCAAGGCUUUGGACAGGGAAGCCCAAGGGGUUUAUGCUGUGACAGACGGAGACCAUUUUGGUGAUUUCCACCUGGACAGGAAAUCAGGUGUGCUGUCCACUUCCAGGCCUUUGGACCGAGAGUCCAAAGCAAAGUACACCCUCACCGUGGAGGCACAAGAUCAAGGAAUGCCAUCCCUCACCAGCACUGUCACUUUGGACAUCAGUGUCUUGGACCUGAAUGACAACAGCCCAGUGUUCCCCAGCAGCAGCUACUCAGUGGAGGUAUCAGAAGAUGCAUCAGAAGGGUCUCUUGUUCUGGAGGUUUCAGCCUCUGACAAGGACGAAGGGUCCAACAGUCAGGUUGUCUACUUCCUGAGCCACGAAUCCAGAGGUAUGUUCAUUGUGGACCAAUACACAGGUCGCAUUAUUACAGCAGCAGCCCUUGACCGAGAAAAAGUGGCCUCCUACAGUUUCAAAGUCUACGCCAUGGACUCCUCAGCCUCCAACCCCCGUAACACCUCUGCUGAAGUCACCGUCCACAUCUUAGAUGUAAACGACAACGCCCCCUUCUUCAUCACAGACCCGCUCAUCAUCAAUGUGUCCAGCAGUAGUCUCUCCAACCACAAGGUGCUGGCCACCAUGAGAGCUGAAGAUAAAGACUUCGGUGCAAAUGGAUCUGUAUUUUAUCGGUUUGCGAAUCCUGUCAAAGGCUUCACCAUAAACUCCUUGACUGGGGACAUCCAGGCCACCGAAAAGCUCCACACGAUGACCCAGAGCCAGCGGACCCUCAUUGUGGAGGCCAUGGAUCAGGGUAACCCAUCGCAGUCCUCUCUGGGAGUUGUGAUCGUGUACAUCAGAGAGCAGAGUUACCAGGGCAUCCGCUUCGCUCGCAACACCAGGGAUGUCAGCCUGCAGGAGAAUACUGCUAAAGGUACAGCAGUUGUUCAGAUACAGGCUCACUAUCCUGAUGGAUCUAGCAGUGGCAUCAACUACAGCAUUUUCAGUGGCAACAAGCAGCAGUCCUUUAGCAUCAGCCCCCACACAGGUGAGAUUUGGGUAGAAAGCUCCAAAGGUCUGGACUUUGAGGAGACCCCACGACUCCGCCUGGUGGUCAAGGCUGAAACCGCAUCCUCCAGUUCCUUCGUGGCCGUUAACCUUCUCCUACAGGAUGUCAAUGACAACUUACCACGCUUUCAACUUCACAAUUACGUUGCUUAUGUUCGUGAGGCCCAGGGCUAUGAUCAUCCUAUCAUUCAGGUGUUGGCGAAUGACCUGGACCAGGGUCAGAACGGGCAGGUGACCUACUCCAUAAGGUCAUCGUCCAUGAGCGGCCUCUUCAAGAUCGACCCUGUCACAGGCAGUAUAUCCACCGCUGCCAUCAUGGACAGAGAGAUCUGGACACAGACCAACCUGGUUAUUAUGGCAACGGACAGAGGUAGUCCUCGGUUAGCAGGUUCUGCCACUCUCACUGUGAUCAUCGUAGACCUGAAUGACAACAGUCCCACCAUCCCUGUUCCACGUGAAGUCCGGGUCCCUGAGAAUACCUUGAUUGGAACCGUGAUCACUCAGGUCACAGGGAAUGAUGUGGACUCUGGGCCGGCUCUCUCCUAUUCCCUGCUUCUGGACUCAGACACUCAAGGAAAGUUUGGAAUACAUCGCUAUGGAGGCGGGGUGUCUUUGACUGCCUCUCUGGACUUUGAAGAUAGAACAUGGUACAUGCUGACCGUCAGCUCCUCGGACUCCAAACACCGGACUUACGCAAAUCUGACCGUGCUUGUGGAGGAUGUGAAUGAUAAUGCUCCAGUCUUCUCUCAGGACCUUUAUGAGGUGACUCUAGCAGAACGCUCGCCAGCAGGAAGCUCAGUUAUCACAGUAACUGCUACAGAUAAGGACUCCGGGGACAACGGAAGGAUAACAUACAGGGUUGUGUCAACAAAGGACAUGUUCUACAUUGACCCAAGCAAUGGUACUCUGUUCAUCAAGCAGAAGGUUGAGUUUGACUCACAGCGCCCUUCCAUUUUGGUGGUGAUUGAAGCCAGUGAUAGUGGAACACCUCCGUUGACUGCCCUUACCACAGUUCAGGUGCAUGUGUCUGAUGUCAAUGACAAUGCCCCUGUAUUCCACCAGACUGAGUACAGAGCCUCUGUAUCUGAAGAUGAAGCUCCUGGUUCAACCAUCCUAACCCUGGAAGCAGUGGAUGGGGACUUAUCUAGGGACAACUGCGGGUUUGAUUUCGCCAUUGCCAGUGGAAACAUUGGUAACACCUUCCAAAUCGAGAGCAGUGUUCGUUUCCUUGAGGGCCAUGGAUUUCAGACAGUUGGAACGCUGAUAUUAGUUGAUAAGCUUGACUUUGAGAGUGCGAAUGGCUACAAUCUCACUAUUGUGGUCUCAGAUCGCGGCAUACCACAACGAAGCUCAAGUGUUCCAGUUUUAAUCACUGUAAUGGACACCAAUGAUAACCCUCCAUCCUUCAGUAGGGCUGAGUACAACGUUAUUGUCAAUGAAGGGGCAGAAACGGGAAAAGAAAUACUUCAACUUUUUGCAGUGGACCCUGACUCAACAUCUAAUGGAGAGGUUCAAUACUCAAUCAGUUCUGGAGACGAGUCUGAGCUCUUUUCUAUUGAUCGCUGGACUGGGUCCCUUCGUCUGCGGAGGUCUCUUGAUAGUGAGAAACAGUCCUCUCGUGUGUUCAUCAUUCAGGCCUCAGACGGUCAGGGCCACUUCGCUCUUGCUCCUGUAACUGUCGAGGUCAAGAACAUCAAUAAUAACAGGCCUUACUUCCCUCUUAAAUCACUCACAGCAAGCAUUCGUGAAAACCAGCCCCAAAAGGCUCUAGUUACCAUACUACAUGCCAUUGAUCAUGACAAAGGAGCAUAUGGAGAAUUGAGAUAUUUCCUCAUGUAUAAUUCCGGCAACGGUAAAGAUUCCUUCCUAGUCAACCAAACCUCCGGUGAGGUACGAACCCGCUUUACAUUCGACUUCGAGAAGGUAAACGCUUUCAAUUUUAUUGCUAUCGCAAUGGAUGCAGGCAACUACUCGGCCACAGUCACAGUUCAGGUCUUUGUGACUGGUGAAGAUGAGUAUGACCCGGUUUUCACUAACUCAGAUUUUGCCUUCCAUGUACCUGAGGGUGCCAAGAAAGGGCAAAGCAUCGGGCAAGUAAAUGCUAAUGAUGAGGAUGGAGGGGUGGACGGCAUUGUCCUCUACACACUCGCAAACAGUUCGCCUUACUUUGAGGUCAACACGUCUACAGGAGUGAUAUCCCUCAAGAUGGAUGCAUAUCAUCGACAUACAAGCCGGUCCAAAAGAGAGACACGUCAGAUGACGUUGGAUGUUACUGCUCACAGUCCUCUGGAGAUUUCCCGAAAAGCUUCUGCCCAGGUCACAAUUGAUGUCACUCAUACAUCCUUCGGCUUGAACACAGACAUGAAUGUGGUACUUGCCAGUGCUAUAACAGCUUCCUUGGCAGCCAUUGUGUUCCUGAUCAUAGUUGUUGUGGUGAUAUUCCUCUUGAGAUCCCAAAAGUACAAAGAACAAGAGGCUUGCGCCAGAAUAGUAUCCCACGGUACCGUUCUGGAGAGUCUUGAAGAAUCGAAAGUGCCAGGGGGUGAUAAGCUGUAUCAUCAGACUCUUCCUGGGUAUGCAACAGACCAAACUGGGAGCGGAGGAGGUACCUACGCACGAGGUGGGUCUCUUGACCCAUCUCACUCCAGUGGACGUGGUUCUGCUGAAGCGGAAGCAGCAGAAGAUGAUGAGAUCCGGAUGAUUAAUGAGUAUCCUCAAGUUUCCAGCAUCUCCUCCUCCAUGCAGGAGCACAUAGCUGCUCGUGGGCCCGAUUCUGGUAUCCAGCAAGAUGCAGACCAGCUGUCUGACAUUUCCUGUGAGCCGGGGAUGGAUGCAAAUCAAUGGUUUAAAGGGAAAAAACUGGGAAGUUUAAGUGGGACACUACCAUCAAGCCAGUUGCCAACUUAUCGGGAUGAAGGAGGUGGUUAUCUUGGGGUUGGAAGAGGGCUUAAAAUCUCGCAUCCGAAAGAUUAUGCUUUCCCAGAGGAUGGUAAGCCUGCUGUGGAUGGUUCUCUUACAGCUAUUGUGGCUAGUGAUGAGGAACUGAGGGGAAGCUACAACUGGGACUACCUCCUCGAUUGGUGCCCUCAAUUUCAGCCUCUGGCUAAUGUCUUUACAGAAAUUGCCAGAUUGAAAGAUGAGAAUGCGCCACCUAACCCUCGGCGGCCAUUUCAUCCCAAAGCAAAGACAGAUCCCAAGCCCAGAAUUGACCCUCCUCCCCUUAUUACCUCUGUAGCACAUCCAGGGGCCAAAACGGUUUUGCCGAAACCUGCUGUAGGCCGAACAUUUCCACACCUGUCCUCAUUGCGCCGAUCUCCCAUUGACCAUGAUGGCACUGUUUCCUCAAUAGCCAUGUCUCCGAGUUUUUCUCCAUCACUUUCGCCACUUGCUGCCCAUUCCCCAGCCAUUGCUCCCUUUGGAGGUCACUCGUCCUCCAUUAUGGGUACAAAUGAACACUCCUUAGAACAUGAGGAGACAGAACUGAGGAUUUAAUGCUGUCUAAGGAGAGCUCACCAGAAAGCAUUCCCACCUGCUCAGGUACUCUAAAAAUGCCUCUCCUCUGGCAUAGCCCUCAAUAUCUUGUUGUAUGUAAUGUUGCCCCACUGGCUGGCCAGAGGUUUCAUAAAGCGGUGCUUUUGUCACCCUUCUUUAGACUUACUGACUUGAGUUGUUUUAUAAUGCUGUUCUAACGAUCCUGAAGAUCAAAUGACAAUUUUCUUAGCCCAGCAUUUGCACAUUUUAAAGGACAGUUAUG